This is a messenger RNA of Chironomus riparius, 2571 nucleotides long. Lineage: Eukaryota; Metazoa; Arthropoda; Insecta; Diptera; Chironomidae. The record is from the annotation of a GenBank genome assembly.
GUAUUUUCAAAUCCAAAGUUGCAGUUGUUUAUUAAAAUUAAAUUAAUGUCAGUAAAGAUAAAACAUUAUUAUGACAAUAUAUGUAUAUAAAGCAGUCAAGAAAGUGCGCAUACGUUCCAAAGUAAUGUUAUUGUCACUGGUUUUAUGAUUAAUAUUGACACAUAGACAUUCCCCUUGAAAUUUCAAAGUAUGUUUUCAAUCAAUUUUAAAAUUUUCCCUAAUUAAUAGGUUUUUGUUGACUAUUUAAAUAUAUUAUUAUAAUAGGUGUACAGUUUGAAACUGUUUAAAAAAUUUAAUGUUAUAAUAAACUAAUGGAGAUUGAAGUUAAAUCGUAAUUUUAAAAAUAAUUCACCAACACCCAAUAUAGUUCAGAAAACGAGUUAAUUAAAUCAUGGAUUCAUCAGAAACAUCCAAGAUGUCUCAAGAAGAGCAAUUCAACCAGCAACGAGCAAAAAUGAAGGAACUGUAUCUAUCAAAAGAGAAGGAAUGUGUACAAUUAAAACAGAAACUUAUUGUAUUUAAAAGAGAAAUUGAAGAGGCAUCGUCUCAACUCGUCAUAGCUGAAUAUAAUAGAGAAAAGGAUCUUGAAGAUCAAAAAAUGAGACACGACCAGGAAGUGCAGACACUUAAUCAGCUCAUUCAAGAGACAUGCGAUGAGUCUACGUUAGCUCACGAGGAAAUCAAACGACUUCAGGAUGAAAAUGAAAGAUUUAAAUUAGAAGUGACGUCAUUAAGAGAACAACAGCAACAAGAGUCAAAAAGCUUAGAAGCAAUUCUCGGUUUAAAGACGUUAGCAAGGAAUGUAAAGAAGAUAACAGGAACAAAUAAUAGCAGUCAAGAGAACUUGGACGAUUCAGCGCGUAAAAUCACUGGAAGUUCAUCGAAAUAUGCUCAGGAAGACGCUGAUACGUUGCGUUCCUUAGUAGUUCCAUUAGAAGAUGAAAUCCUUCAAUUAAAAGAGAAGCUUAGAAGUGCUUACGAUGAAAUGGAACAAAUUAGAGGUGAAACACAUCAUAAAUCAGCAUUAGUUGGCUUAUUAAGUGAAGCACAAAAGGAUCAAGGCACAGAAGCUGAAAAUGGCAGUAUUCAAGAAUGUUCAAUGUGUAAAAAUUACGAACUGCAAUUAUGUCAAGCUCAAGAAACUAUCGAAAAUGAGAAGCAAACUGUCGUUAAGGUUGAGAAAAUUGUCGAUCGCUUAAAGCAAGACUUGCUGAAGGAAUCAGCAUUGAGAUUAGAUUUGGAAAAGACAUGGCAGACAAAGCGUGAAGAGCAUAAAGAUGCUGUCCAAAAAUUAUGCGAUAAAUUAAAUGAAAGUGAACGGCAAAUGAUUGAGUUACAAAGUGAAUUUUGUAAUUUUAAAGAUGACAUAAAUCGUGAAUUGAUUAAAGUCGUUGAGGAACGAUCGGAAUUGCAUGAACAUCUUGAGACCUUGCAGAGAGACAAUGAAUAUUUGAGUGGUCGAUAUCUUGAGCAUUCUAAUCAAAUGAAGGACCAAGACAUAAAUUUGCCACAAAGCAUAGAGGAACUUCACGAGUUAGUCUUGAAAUUGUAUGAAAAUUUGAUUGUCUCGAAAGUCGGACAGGAGUUCAAUGAGACAAAGUGUGUCAGUUUUCGUGAUGAAACGAAUCUUUUACGAGAUCAAUUGCAUCAAAAAGAAAAGGAGAAGCUGUUCAUAGAACAAAAAUUAAAUCAUCGAAUUCACAGCUUAGAAGACAAAUUAAAGAUACAGCAUCAAAAUCACUUAAAGUCAAUUGGUGAAAAGGAAGAACUUUUGAAAAUCGAAAACGACAACAAGAAAGAGAUUAGUGAUUUGAGAAUGCAAAAUAUUGAAUUAAGUGAAAAUGUAGAUAGACUCGAAAAAGCCAACUUUGAAGUAAAAUCAAAACUAUCCAUGCUGCAACAGGAUUUAUCGACUAGCGAACAAGUUCAGAAAGAUUUUGUAAAAUUGUCGCAAUCGCUUCAAAUGCAGUUGGAGAAAAUUCGAUCAGCCGAUUCGCAAGUUCGUUGGCAGGAUUUAGAUGAUGUCGAUAAAUGUCCAACGUGUAAAUUAGAAUUCACAGUAACUCGCCGAAAGAGAAAUUGUCGUCAUUGCGGUACAAUAUUCUGUGAGUCAUGCUGCAAUCGAUCUGUCAAAAGUGGACCGAGUCAAAAAGUUGCCAAGGUUUGUGAUUUGUGUAAUACACUCCUUCAAGCAAAUCAAGCUCCUUAUUUCAGCGAGAUUGCUCCACAAAGUCCAAUCUAAGAUAUUUUGAUGAAAUUAAAUAAUUGUAUCAUGUGUCGUUUAAUUAUUAAUAAAAAAUUUUAUUGUGCUUAUUCGCAAGUUAAAAAUGUACCGUAUUUCAAUACAUUGAUAUAUAAUUUAUAGAGAAAUAUUCAAUGGAAUUAAUGUCAUUAAGUUUAAAAUUAAUACAAAAUAUAAGUAUAAAUGCAAAUAAUAAUAUUAAUGACUCUUCAUCGAACAUGCAUCGAUUAAUUUACUCUUAAUAUAAUUAAAAUAUAUAAAAUUUUCAUUUAUCUUUUCAUGUAAACCGACAUUUUAAAAUUUUAACAGUUUCAAAAAAUUUAAAUUUU